AUGAAACCAGGGAAUGAGACACGAAUUUCAGCAUUUCUUCUUUUAGGACUUUCAGCAGAAUCAGAAUUGCAGCCCUUCCUCUUUGGGGUGUUCCUGUCCAUGUACCUGGUCACCGUGCUCGGGAACCUGCUCAUCAUCCUGGCCACAAUCUCAGACUCCCACCUCCACACCCCCAUGUACUUCUUCCUCUCCAACCUGUCCUUCGUAGAUAUCUGUUUUGCCUCCACGGUGGUCCCAAAGAUGCUGGUGAAUAUCCAGACACAGAGCAGAGUCAUCAGCUAUGCAGGCUGCAUCACCCAGAUGUGCUUUUUCCUACUAUUUGCAGGGUUGGACAGCUUUCUCCUGGCUGUGAUGGCCUAUGACCGGUUUGUGGCCAUCUGUCAUCCUCUGUGCUACACAAUCAUCAUGAACCGUCAGUUCUAUAGACUGCUGGUUUUGGCAUCCUGGAUUCUUAGUGUUCUGAAUUCUCUGUUACAAAGCUUAAUGGUGUUGCCACUGCCCUUCUAUACAGACACAGCAAUCCCCCACUUUUUCUGUGAACUUAACCAGGUGGUCCAUCUUGCCUGUUCUGACACCUUUCUUAAUGACAUCAUGAUAUAUUGUACAACUGUGCUGCUGGGCUGUGGUCCCCUCACUGGAAUCCUUUACUCUUACUCUAAGAUACUUUCUUCCAUACGUGCAAUCUCAUCAGCUCAGGGGAAGUACAAGGCAUUUUCCACCUGUGCAUCGCACCUCUCAGUUGUCUCCUUGUUUUAUGGUACAAGCCUAGGAAUGUACCUUAGUUCUGCUGCAACCCACAACUCACCCUCAAGUGCAACAGCCUCAGUGAUGUACACUGUGGUCACCCCCAUGCUCAACCCCUUUAUCUACAGUCUGAGGAAUAAAGACCUAAAGGGUGCUCUGAAACGCUUCUUCAGAGGGAGGCAAUAA
This is a messenger RNA of Nomascus leucogenys (northern white-cheeked gibbon), 930 nucleotides long. RefSeq names its product olfactory receptor 7A10-like. Gene Ontology annotation, molecular function: G protein-coupled receptor activity; olfactory receptor activity. Lineage: Eukaryota; Metazoa; Chordata; Mammalia; Primates; Hylobatidae. Gene Ontology annotation, biological process: G protein-coupled receptor signaling pathway. The record is from RefSeq and is a predicted model, not a curated record. Gene Ontology annotation, cellular component: membrane.